Molecule: messenger RNA, 1583 nt
Organism: Clunio marinus
Lineage: Eukaryota; Metazoa; Arthropoda; Insecta; Diptera; Chironomidae
Source: the annotation of a GenBank genome assembly
GAAAAUAGAAAACGUCAUUUCAAAUAAAACGGCGGAAAAAAACACAUUCUUCUCUAAGAAUUUAGGUAUCUAUUUAAGCGUUUAUACCUGCUAAUUUAAUAUUGCGCAUUAUAUCAUUUAACCGCCAUAAGAAUUCUUUCUUAACCUGUCAGAAUUGCUUCAGUGUUUCAUCAGGAAAGAAUCCUGUUAGACUGUAUUAAUCUAAUAUUAUUACCUAGGUAGUACUAUUAAUUAAAAAACAUGGCAUCAAGUGGAAGUUCUUGGUAUUAUGACUUAAAAAAUAACGACCUGAUCAUCGAAAAAGAAAUUUCAUGUGACGUUAGAGAUUUGGUUAUUAAUGUUAGCCAAAGAAAUGACAGAAGUGUCAAGGAAACAAAAGAAGAAUUUAUAAUUGGAGAUAUAUCUAAAGGCAGUAUGCUAACAAUUGAAAGCCGUUCGUUUUGUGAAUCUUGUCGUGGAUCUCCAGAUUGCGCUUGUAAAGGCUUUAUAAACGUGAUUGUCGUAUUAGAUCAACCCAAGAACAACUUUAUAAAGCGUGAUAUCAAAGUUUUCCUUGCAUGUGUAACGGACGUCCCUGCAGGGGCACUCAAGGUGAUAUCUGAUGAAUGUUACACAGCAUUUCAAUCAGCUUUCAAAAUGGAAAAAAGAAAUUUCUUAAAUACAGGUGAAUUAAUGCGUUCACCAUCAGCUUUGCUUCCCUUUUAUGCAAAGAUUUCUGUGAUUGAAAAAAAUGGUAAACUUUCUGUUGAGAAUCUUGUGGAUGAAAUUCAAAAUCAAAAUCUCAUGGACUUUACUAACAAUCUUUUUUUGAAUAAGCAAUACUCAGAUUUCACUUUUAAAGUGGGAGAAAAUAUGUUUCCGGUACACAAAAAUGUACUCUCAUAUCGUAGUUCAGUUUUUCAAAAAAUGUUUUCGGGAGGCUUUAGAGAAAGUUCUUCAAAAUGUCAGGAAAUAAUUGAUGUUCAUCCUGAAGUAUUCAAAGAAAUGCUCCGCUUUAUCUAUACUGGCAAUGUUGAAGAUUUGAAUAACAAUGCAGAAGAACUGCUUGCUGUUGCAGAUCGUUAUCAUGUUACAGAUUUGCAAAAAUUAUGUAAGAUUUACCUGAUGAGUAAUCUCAGUGAAGAAAACGCUCUAAAAUAUUUCGAACUGUCGCAUCGUCAUCCUUGUUAUCUGGAUUUAAAAGAAUCAUCCUUUAAAAUUUUACAAAGCAUUUUUGAAAAAAUUAAUUUGUCUUUGCCUGAUGAGUUCUUAGAACAACCUGAUAAAGUUGCCAUUGCUAUCAAAUAUAAAAAUCAACUUGAAAAUGCUCUUAUUGUUUCGUCGGAAACCAUUUCCGGUAGUAAUUCUGACUGUGGAAAUGACAAUGAAGAUGAAGAAGCCGCACCAGCAAAAGAGAGUCGAAUUGACUGAAAAGAAAGCUCACAAUAAUAUCUAAAAAUUAGCGUUAAGCAUUUCGCUCUUAUAAAAAGUUGAAAACUUCUGAAAUUCCUAAUCACUAUUCAGCAACCAAAAAUUAGAUACUGAGAGAACUGUUAUGAAAAUCUGAAUAAAUAAAUUUGAAUUUCAAAGCUCCAGUAAGCUUU